AUGUCGAUCCAGAGACCAAACCAAAUGAGUCGACUUAUAUGUGGUCCUCAACUCAUAUUAAGCCAUAUUUGUGUCCAAAUGUUGAAGAUUAUAAUCUUAUGUUUGAUGGCGCCGUCGGUUUAUGUGUCGCCACAAUUCACGCCAAUUCAAGACUACACUCAUUCCCAUCACAAUCAUAGCCAAAACGAGAUAAUACUACAAGUGAUUGAUCGGAUCAGUCGGGGGUAUGAGUGCACAGACAUCAAGAGACAGGUAGUGCUGAAUGAAGAGACGUUG
Oppiella nova is the source of this 276-nucleotide messenger RNA. NCBI's taxonomy places the organism in Eukaryota, Metazoa, Arthropoda, Arachnida, Sarcoptiformes, Oppiidae. The record is from the annotation of a GenBank genome assembly.